Pistacia vera is the source of this 1164-nucleotide messenger RNA. Its product is annotated as ADP-ribosylation factor 1-like. Bases 136 to 684 code for a protein of 182 amino acids. Gene Ontology annotation, cellular component: cytoplasm. Gene Ontology annotation, biological process: intracellular protein transport; vesicle-mediated transport. NCBI's taxonomy places the organism in Eukaryota, Viridiplantae, Streptophyta, Magnoliopsida, Sapindales, Anacardiaceae. The record is from RefSeq and is a predicted model, not a curated record. The transcript has 5 exons. Gene Ontology annotation, molecular function: GTPase activity; GTP binding.
UUGGAGCUCAGGAAUUUUUUUUUCUUAUAUCUUUAUAACCUUGAUAGAUUGUCCUGCAGGAAAAAUAAAAUUUCACGUUUCUUCUUGAAAUAAAGUUGUUUAUCACCUGAAAUUUUUCUUCUUGUUUAUUGUGGUAUGGGUAAACAUAUAUCUCGACUUGCAAAGAGGUUUUUUCCCCAGUGUAAAAUUAGAAUUCUGAUGGUGGGUCUUGAUGCUUCUGGGAAGACGACCAUUCUAUACAAGCUGAAGCUCGGAGAAAUUGUUGCAACUGUACCAACAGUCGGUUUUAAUGUAGAGACGGUUGAGUACAAAAACAUAAGCUUCUCUGUCUGGGAUGUCGGAGGUCAAAGUCAGAUUCGGCCAUUAUGGAGACAUUACUUUCAGAACACUCAAGGACUUAUCUUUGUAGUGGAUAGCAAAGAUAGAGAAAGAAUCUCAGAAGCCCGCAACGAGCUACAUCGGAUUCUGGGUGAUAAUGAGCUAAGCAGGGCAACUGUGCUCGUCUUAGCCAACAAGCAAGAUUUUCAGGAUGCCAUGCCUGCUUCUGAGGUUGCUGAUAAACUUGGGCUUCACUCUCUCGGCCAACGUCGCUGGUAUAUCCAGAGUACUUCUGCAACCUCCGGCCAAGGACUUUAUGAGGGACUUGAUUGGCUAUCCAACAAUAUCACAGUGAAGGAUGCAUAACAGCUCAUUCCAAGUUUCUCUAAAAAUAAUAAAGGGGUUUGACUAGGAUAGCUUCAAAAUCUACCACUUAAAAGGCCAUCCGCUAGUAUCUCAGUGAAGGCAAAUUAAUAGUUUAUUCCUAAUUUCUCUAACAAAGAAGGGGAUUGAUUAGGAUGGCUUCAAAUUCUAGCUCUUAAAUAAGGCCAUCAUGUACCACUUAAAGGUCAUCCAACAAUCUCUGCGAAGGCAAAAUAAUAAGCUCAUUCCUGGUUUCUCUAACAAAAAGGAAGGGCAUAAGGAUAGCUGUAAAUUCUACUAAUAAAAUAAGGCCUUCAUGUAUGAUGAAUCCAUGCUAAAUAUCACAGUUGAUAAACUCUGAAAAUCUCGCACAAAUGAAAGUUCCAAUGGCACUUGCCUAUCCCUAUGCUGAUCAGCCAUUAGCCAAGCUUGUAAAACAGAAUUUUUUUCUUAAGCAGCCCUUUGUGCCUACAAUUUAGUUGA